Molecule: messenger RNA, 240 nt
Organism: Rodentolepis nana
Lineage: Eukaryota; Metazoa; Platyhelminthes; Cestoda; Cyclophyllidea; Hymenolepididae
Source: the annotation of a GenBank genome assembly
AUGCUGGGCCGCCCUCGUGUAUAUCGUCCGAGUGUAUUCAGUAGAGUCCGUGAUUAUAGUUUUAAAACACUUGCUCUUGCUUCAUUUCUUGGUGGCGCUGCUGUAACUAGUUACAUAAUAAUUAAACUAGGAAAAUAUUAUAUUUACGAUCGAAAAACAUAUAAACUUCAAAGGAAACAAUACGCCGAAGCUCUUUUGAAAAAAGAAAAGGUCGAAAAAGAACUUGGCCUUCGAGAUUGA